UACAUAAACAUAAUUACACAUAGAUCUAUAUAUUCUAUGUAACAAUAGAUAUCAAACAACUCACAUCUAUACAUAGAUCUAGAUGCGUAGGACGAAGGGACCGGUUUUAAUCGUAUACAAAAUGGCGGCGACCCUAAACAAAGGCACCGGUCUUGAUAAAAAUAAUAAAUAUGAUCGACAACUAAGGUUGUGGGGAGACCACGGUCAAGCUGCACUUGAAUCUUCUAGAGUCUGCCUCAUUAAUGCUUCAGCAACAGGCACAGAGAUUUUGAAAAACCUUGUCUUGCCAGGAAUAGGAUCAUUUACUAUUGUUGAUAGUUGCAAAGUGAAAGGAGAAGAUGUUGGAAUCAAUUUUUUUCUCACAGUGGAUUCUAUAGGCAAGUCAAGGGCGCAGGUUGCAACAGAACUUUUAAGUGAACUCAAUGAAGAUGUGGCAGGGGAUUUCCUAGAAGAGGAUGUUGAUGAUCUACUAGAGAAAAAUCCUUCCUUUUUUUCAACAUUCACCACUGUGAUAGCCACACAGUUGCCAGAAAAGACUCUACUACACCUAGGGAAAGUUUUAUGGGAGAGAAAUAUUCCAUUGAUUGUCUGCCGUUGCUAUGGUUUUAUUGGUUAUCUACGUAUGGUUAUCAAAGAACACACUAUUGUUGAAUCUCAUCCUGAUAACACUCAUGAAGACCUGAGGUUAGAUCGACCUUUCAAAGGACUUCAUGAAUUUUGUGACUCCCUAGAUUUAAAUAGUAUGAACAAAAAAGAUCAUAGUCACACACCGUGGUUAGUCUUAUUAUAUAAAUAUCUUGAUAUCUGGAAGAACAUGAAUGGUGGUAAAAUACCCAGUACUUACAAAGAAAAAACAGCAUUAAAAGAACUUAUAAAAGAAGGUGUUAGAAGAAAUGCUGAAGGUGUUCCUGAUGAUGAAGAGAACUUUGAGGAAGCCAUUCGAAGUGUCAACUCCAGUCUCCAUGCUACUGCUGUUCCUGCUGAAAUACAAGCUUUAUUUGAAGACCCUUGUUGUCUAAAUCUCAACACUGAUAGUAAAAAUUUUUGGGUGAUGGUGAGAGCUUUAAAAGAAUUCACAGAGAAUGAAGGUCAAGGCCUUUUACCUCUCCGAGGGUCCAUCCCAGACAUGACCUCAGACUCAGAGCGCUACAUCCAGCUACAGACAGUGUAUAGAGACCAAGCAGAGAUUGAUGCCACAGCAGUAGCGGGUCAUGUCCAUGCUUUGCUGCACAAUAUAGGGAGGGAGGAACCUUUGAAUCCUGAUCGGACUAAAAAGCCUGGGACCUUAUCAGACUCUGAAAUCAGGACGUUUUGUCGGAAUGCUGCGUUUCUGACUGUACUGCGAUGUCGAAGUUUAGAAGAGGAAUACACUACAGAAACUGCAAAUCUAGAGGAGCUAGGUCAGCACAUAUUAGAAGAGGAGGAGGAUGCCAACAGUGACAGUGACGAUACAGUAUUAUAUAUUCUAUUGAGAGCUGCUGACAGAUUCUUUACUGAGUACAACCGAUACCCCAGUUACUUUGAUGACACAUUAGAUGCAGACAUUCCUAAACUCAAGGCCUGUCUCAGUAAACUUCUUCAUGAUUGGGGAUUGACAGCUGGUGUAAAGGAUGACUAUGUGCAUGAGAUUUGUCGUUAUGGAGCAUCAGAACUUCACACUGUGGCAGCAUUUAUGGGAGGUGUGGCUGCCCAAGAGGUCAUCAAAGUGGUGACUGGUCAGUUUGUGCCCAUCAACAACACUUUUAUUUACAACGCCCAGAAACAGACCUCUACAACCAUCAUACUGUGAUACAAUGCAUGAAUGGCCGCAGUUACUGGAAUGUUGUGUGUUCAUUUUGUUUAUCUGCAUAGAAAAAAAAAUAUUUAUACUAUUUUCACUGAAUAAAAUCAUUUCUGGUCAUAAAA
Biomphalaria glabrata is the source of this 1905-nucleotide messenger RNA. RefSeq names its product NEDD8-activating enzyme E1 regulatory subunit-like. Gene Ontology annotation, biological process: protein ubiquitination; ubiquitin-dependent protein catabolic process; protein neddylation. The coding region runs from base 83 to 1789 and encodes 568 amino acids. Gene Ontology annotation, cellular component: cytoplasm; nucleus. The transcript is spliced from 22 exons. Gene Ontology annotation, molecular function: ubiquitin activating enzyme activity; NEDD8 activating enzyme activity. The record is from RefSeq and is a predicted model, not a curated record. Lineage: Eukaryota; Metazoa; Mollusca; Gastropoda; Planorbidae.